Melozone crissalis (California towhee) is the source of this 2606-nucleotide messenger RNA. RefSeq names its product nuclear FMR1 interacting protein 1 (gene NUFIP1). Gene Ontology annotation, biological process: box C/D snoRNP assembly. NCBI's taxonomy places the organism in Eukaryota, Metazoa, Chordata, Aves, Passeriformes, Passerellidae. Gene Ontology annotation, molecular function: RNA binding. The record is from RefSeq and is a predicted model, not a curated record. Gene Ontology annotation, cellular component: nucleus.
AUGACGCCGCGCCCGCCGAAGGAGGGAGGGAGGGUUCGCCUUCCUCAGCCCGGACGUGACGCGUUCGGCGGCCGCCGCCAGGGCCCCACGUGGUGGUGCGGGAGCAGCGCGCAGCGGGGUCUGCACCCGGACGGCCUCUCCGGGCCUGACAUGAACCCCUUCGCCUGGUACCCACCGCCCCCGCCGGGGCUGCCUCCGCCGGGCAUCCCCCCACCCUUCUUCUGCCCGCCGCCCUCCUGGGACGCGAGCUUCUGGGCGGCCCCCGUUCCCUACCCGCCGCCGGGCCGCUACCCGCCGCCCGACAGCCCCUACGCGUCCGCCGACACCUACUCGCAGCCCAAGAGCUACUCCCAGCCCGCCGAGUCCUACUCGCAACCCGCCGAGAGCUACUCGGAUCCCGCCCAGAGCAUCCCUCCCGCCGAGAGCUACUCCCAGCCUGCCCAGAACUUCUCGCAGCCCGAGGGCUACCCGCAGCCCGCCGAGGGCUACCCGCCGGCUCAGAGCUACCCGCAGCCCGAGAGCUUCCUUCCCCCUCAUGGCUUCAGCUCGCCGGGCGCCUGGUUCCCGCCGGCCUACGGAGCGCGGGGCCCGCACGCUGGUGGAAAUGGUAAUUUCUCCCAGAAACGGCAGGGCAAGCAAGGGCCUGCGUUUAGUAAACAUUGCCCAGAAGAAAAUAACAAGCCAAAGACCAAAAAGAAAAAAGAGCCAGUUUUCUCUCAUUACUGUGAUACCUGUGACCGUGGCUAUAAAAACCAGGAGAAGUAUGAUGAACACAUUUCACAGCAUAAGCAGUGCUCAGAAGAAGGUUGCACUUUCAGUGCCCAUGAGAAGAUCGUUCAGAUACACUGGAAGAAUGCACAUGCCCCUGGUGCUAAAAGAAUAAAAUUAGAUAGUCCAGAAGAGAUUGCUAGAUGGAGAGAAGAAAGAAAAAGAAAUUUUCCUACUUUGGCAAACAUUGAAAGGAAGAAGGAAAUGCAGACACAGAAGGAGGAAAGGGGAGAAGUGCUGACUACCCAGCAGUUUGGCAAAAUGAAGGGGAUGUGGAAACCUCCAGAAAAUGGAGAAGCUCUUGGGCAUCAACGAAGACACAGGAGAAGACAAUGGCGUCCAUUCUGGAAGAAAUUUAGGAAAAAUGGUGGCGAUUGUCAUGGACCUAAAACUCAAAAUGAAGCCAAUGGACCAGAAAACAGCACAUGUGAAAAGGAACGUGAAAAACAAAAUGCUUUGGCAGGCCAAGCAUAUGAGAAAGACGUGGACCCUCUUGGUCUUCUGGCAAAUGGUGAUGUCGAAUCUGACAAGGAUGAGGCAGCUGAGGAGGAUGGAAGGCUGGGAACAACAGUUGUCCCCAGGCAGGUCACCUCUGCCCUUAGCUCGCUGUCGGUCAACUAUGGCAGCGCAUCCGACAGUGAGCCCGAAGAAAUCCCUGUCAAGACUGCAACAAAAGCUGAGAGAAACCAGGCUGUGCUCAGAAAUACGCCUCAAACUACUCCUGCUCCUCAGAGUCGGAAACCAAAUCAGAGGCGCCCAGAGUGCGCAGGCACGGCAUUAAGGAGCUCGAAUUCAAACGCACGUCCCCCCAGAGGGCCUGAUAAGCGGGGCAGGAAAACAUUACCUCGCCUUCCCAAGCGCCGUCCAACUCUGCUGGAAAUGUUACUGGCCCAGGACAUCCGGCACGAGAGGAAUGUGAUUUUGCAGUGUGUUCGAUACCUCAUCAGAAAUAACAUGUUUGGACUUCAUCUUAAAACAGAACCACAUGCUGAAGCAGAAACUGAACAGUCCCCUACACCUGCAGCAGAGCCUUCUAUGGAAAAACCUGAUGAAUCUAGUUGUUCUUGUAGCUCUGACCUUCAGUUAGAAGGAGGACAAGAAGAUGCAUUAUUAAUAGCCCAGGGUGAGAAGGAACCUGUGGAUCUGACUUCACAGGUGGCUCAGUUGGCAGAUGAGGACACGUGGGAAACCCCAUCAAUUCAGUGUGAAGGAGCACCGUAGAGGAUGUCUCUUUUGGACAGUAAAGGCUCACAUUUUCUACUCAACUGAUGCUUUUUGAAAGACAUCAGUGUAACAAAAAAUCGUUAAAGUACAUACUGAGAGCUGUUAAAACCACUUUCCUAAUCUGUUCUGCCCUAGGUGGCCAUUUCCUUGGAAAACAUGUUGAGUAGUUCCAUAUCCACAUGGCACAAAGGCAGCAGUGGCACAGAGUAUGACCUUCCCUAGAGUAGAUGCAGAUCCCUGCUCUAGAGCUUCAGAGUUCUGAGUCUCUUACCUUCUUAUGAAAUGUGUGUGAGUCCAUCCCCAGAGCCAAGUAGGAUGGAUUUUCUUCAUGUGAAGUCAUGGUCCUGUGUGUGUGGAGUAUUUUGAGCGUCCAGAAGUAUUUCAGUGUAGUUUCAAAAUGGCAAUGCAGUGCACACAUUGUUUCACUUCAGGUUUUACAAGAUAUAUCCAAUAUAAAUAUAAUAUAGCCAGUGUAAAAUAUGGAAGAUAUAACUGACCUGUCUCAAAAGGUACUGCUUCCACCAGGAGCCUCUUCCUCCCUGAAUUAAGUUGUUAAUUGAGCAGAGAAAUGGAAAUGAGGGUGAAGGUUUUAUUUAUUGAAAAAAAAAAAAAGA